Entelurus aequoreus (snake pipefish) is the source of this 4002-nucleotide messenger RNA. RefSeq names its product potassium voltage-gated channel, KQT-like subfamily, member 1.2 (gene kcnq1.2). Gene Ontology annotation, cellular component: membrane. The record is from RefSeq and is a predicted model, not a curated record. Gene Ontology annotation, biological process: potassium ion transport; transmembrane transport. NCBI's taxonomy places the organism in Eukaryota, Metazoa, Chordata, Actinopteri, Syngnathiformes, Syngnathidae. Gene Ontology annotation, molecular function: voltage-gated potassium channel activity. The transcript has 20 exons. The coding region runs from base 222 to 2528 and encodes 768 amino acids.
CGAGCACUUCAAAGUCCCGCAGACAGACGCCGACUUGACACUUGUGCGCUUUCUCUUUACUUUGGGAUUUAUCGCCAAGAUUCAACGUCUGGCUUGUAACUUGCUAUCUUCGCAACUUUUAAAAUCAUUGUAGUAGACGUUGCUUUCAUCUGGGUCCGCCGAACCUGAGGAUGUAUUUAUGAUUUCCCCUGCUAUUGGCGUUUGGACGAUUGACGGCAUGGAUGCACUCGCAGUCCUGCAGAGAGAGCGCUCAUCCGCAGCAGGAAGCUAGCCAUGCCUCUCUAGGCCUCCACCCCCCAACACCACCUCCACCUGCUCUCAUCCGGCAGCUUGAGGACGCUGAAAGUUUGAUGGGGGAGCGACGAGCGAGGUCCUUCCACAUGACCUGCCACCUGCAGCGGGACUACGGCAGCAGCUUGGCGGGGCCCUUCGCACCAUGCGGCCCCAACGGCUACACCAGCACCAGCCUCAGCCUGGACCGGGAGGCGGACGCUGACCUUUCUCCGGCCGGCGCCGCUCCCAUCGGAGGCCGUUAUUCUCCCGUCCCAAUGGAGCCGGACCCCGCGGCGGGGAAUAAUGGACCGGGCGUCCCCGCGGCCAACGACCCGGCGCUGCAGAUUGUGCCCGGUCAGCCGUCCGUCGCCCAGGCGCCGCCGCCUCUGCCGCCUUCCAGCUGGCUGCGUCACCACCAGAAGGAUUUCCAGCGGCCGUACGUGAAGACGAGCAUGCAGGGGGACGUCUACAACUUCCUGGAGAGACCGGCUGGACUCAAGUGCUUUCUCUACCACUUCCUUGUGUUCCUGAUGGUGCUGGUGUGUCUCAUCUUCAGUGUCCUGUCCACCAUCGAGCAGUAUGCAGAGUUUGCCACCGGUUCACUUUUGUGGAUGGAAAUAGUGCUGGUGCUGUUCUUUGGAACGGAGUACGUGGUGAGGCUGUGGUCCGCAGGCUGCCGCAGCAAAUACGCCGGCAUCAAAGGACGGCUGCGCUUCAUCAGGAAGCCCAUAUCAAUCAUAGACUUGAUUGUGGUCAUCGCCUCCAUCAUCGUGCUGGCUGUGGGCUCCAAUGGCCAAGUCUUUGCCACCUCUGCUAUCAGAGGCAUUCGCUUCCUGCAAAUCCUGCGCAUGCUCCACGUGGACCGGCAGGGGGGAACAUGGCGGCUGCUGGGAUCUGUAGUCUUCAUCCAUCGACAGGAGCUGAUCACAACUUUGUACAUCGGCUUCUUGGGCCUCAUCUUCUCAUCCUACUUUGUCUACUUGGCCGAGAAGGACGCCGUUGACGAGGAGGGCAAGACGGGCUUCUCCAGCUACGCUGAUGCCCUGUGGUGGGGCGUGGUGACGGUGACCACCAUCGGCUACGGAGACAAGAUCCCUCAGACGUGGGUCGGCAAGGCCAUCGCCUCCUGCUUCAGCGUCUUCGCCAUCUCCUUCUUUGCUCUGCCGGCUGGUAUCCUGGGUUCAGGCUUUGCUCUGAAGGUCCAACAGAAGCAGAGACAGAAACACUUCAAUAGACAAAUCCCUGCUGCGGCUUGUCUCAUCCAGACACUGUGGCGGUGCUACGCGGCAGAGAAACCCAACGGCUGUUUGGCGACGUGGAAAAUGUACGUGCUAACCCCCGAGGCCGUCGCUGCCGCGGAAGCGGACAACUCCAGUCCAACCAUCAGGAAGCUCAACAUCUCGAAAAAGUGCACCAGAAGGAGGCUGAAGUCGUUUCGAGGUCACGAGUCCCUGGGCGUGUCCUCUGAGAGGGCCGUGUCCAUCCCUCAGAUCACCUACGACCACAUCGACGACUCUGUGGACAAGAAAGACGUGUCUUUCUUCAUGGAGGAGCCCGCUGGCACCGUGCAAGAAAUGACCAGGAUGUUCAAACAAACAGGCUCCUGUCAUCAUUCUUGGUCUUCUUUCACGCUCAGCAGCCCUUCCUCUCCAGUGAAGAGAAACCACGACGACCAAAUGGACUUCACCCGCGCCAGCAGCCUCAAUGACGAGCUGGACUGCGUGACGGAGGACAUUCCACUCUCUGUGAUGACGGACAACGCGCAUCUUCUGAGCUGUCCCUUCGUGGCCUCGGUCCAGGACUCUUUCUCCACACACCACUUGAACUCCACAAGGUUGUCUCAUGCCCAGAGGUCAGCGGUGAAAGUUCUACGCAGGAUGCAGUACUUUGUGGCCCGCAAGAAGUUUCAGCAAGCACGUAAGCCCUACGACGUUCGGGACGUGAUCGAGCAAUACUCCCAAGGUCAUCUCAACAUGAUGGUGCGCAUCAAGGAGCUGCAGAGAAGGCUGGACGGCACACUGGGCAAACCGGGCAUGUUCCUGCCAGGUAAAGGGGAAGAUAAGGAAUUCCCGACCAUCGGAGCGCGACUGAUCCGUCUUGAAGAAAAGGUCUAUCACAUGGACCAGAAGAUGGACUCGGUUCUGCGGAUCCUCACGGAGCAUUUCCUGCCCAAACCGGAGCUGACGUCCAGGCCCUCCAUCCGCAGGGUGACCAUCCAGAAGCGCAUGGGCGUCAGCAUCGACGAAGGCCUCUGAGACCACGCCCACAAGGCGGCGUCACGUCUGCUCCACGCUCCCAACACACUUGAACACCCACGAGCAGGAAAUACUUUCCACAUUCUUUUCUGUCACGGGCAACAUGGAGUCACUCCAACUUCCUGGCUGGUUUAUUUGGGCGCUCUGCCCCCUCAUCCCUCACGUCUUCUCCUCCUGAUAUUCUUCCACAGCUAAGGAGCAAGCCGUGAAAGCGCUGGCGUUCUCCCAAAGAGUCCAAACGCAGGAGGACGUGCGGCGUUUAUGUUGGCAUGGAGGUUGAGAAUGUGCUUGUUGGAGGUGACGGAACAAGGGAGGGCUGGGCAGUGCAUUGUGGGGGACGCCAACGUGUCCGCUUGGGGAGUGUCGCUUAAAGUGCGGCUCAUUAAAAUGGAUGCUCUUCUCUUUUCCGAUCUUUAGAGAAUCUUUUAGUGUUAGGUCAAACAAAAAUGUUGACUCUGUCCUAGAUCCUCAAAAACUGUUUGAUGAGGGAAUAACGAAUGCAAUGACCAGGAGUACGCUCCAAAAGUGUACAUAUACACUAUAUUGCCAAAAGUAUUUGGCCACCUGCCUUCACUCACAUAUGAAGUUGAAGUGCCAUCCCAUGGGAUUGUCCAAAAUGUUUUAAUAUCCUGGAGCAUUCAAAGUUCCCUUCACUGGAACUAAGGGGCCAAGCCCAACUCCUGGAAAAACAACCCCACACCAUAUUUCCUCCUCUCGGCACAAUGCAGUCCGAAAUGUAGCGUUCUCCUGGCAACCUCCAAACCCAGACUGGUCCAUCAGAUUGCCAGAUGGAAAAGUGUGAUUCAUCAGUCCAGAGAAGGCGUGUCCACUGCUCUAGAGUCCAGUGGUGAUGUCCUUUACACCACUGCAUCCCACGCUUUGCAUUGGACUUGGUGAUGAAUCAGAAUCGGAAAUACUUAAUUAAUCCUCGAGGGGGAAUUAAAAUGUUCAGCACAAUCCCAUUCAAGAUCAGACAAACAUUACAGGGAGACAGAACAGGAUCAAACAUUACAGAGAGACAGAACAGGAUCGCUGACAGGUCUCCCAACUUCCGGCGGCCCUUACAAAAAAGGUGAAAAACAGGUAAACAAUGGGGGGGCAGUGAGAAAAAAAAUGGGUCUAAGCCCGGGCCCCUGGAGAGGGGGUCCAGACUGAGGCCAAGGGGAAAAAACAACUCAUAGUCAUAGCACACAUCCCUCUUACAUGUGUGUAAGAGGGAAACAUCAAAGGACAUUAAAAGAGCAGAGCUGAUGCAAGCAGACACUUCUACAUACAGCUAGGAAUAAAAAAGUAAAAUAAACAUAUACACUGUGGUGGCCUCUGAGGUGUUCCACGCCAUCGUCUGCUGGAGUGGGGGGAGAAUGGCCAGAGACAGGAGCAGACCCAACAAAGCAACUAAGAGAGCCGACUCCACCCUCGGCCGCCCACUAACUCUCGGCCAGUGUCCAGUCCGCAUGGAUGAGCGAGGAUGCGU